AUGGUCGUGCCGACAGAGAAGGUGGUUGGAAAUUGGUUUGAGGCCGCCAGAAUAUCAACAGUCGCUUAUAAGGUUUAUGCGGCAAGACCAAGCAAUGAGGAUACGAUUAUGGCUCAAAUGGUCGAGGCUGCUAUGCGCUACGAUGACCCCAGCUGUUUGGUCUCGACAUCUGGUCGAGAGCUGUGGGUAUUCUCUCUAGAAAACGAACUGCCCGUCCCACCUAGUCAGUUCAAAAUGACAGUUGUAUCAAGCGGUACACUUAAACCGGAAUACCUCGCCUCAGAAGAACACAUCCCCCGGCCUUGGCCGUUCCUCACUGCCAUCGAGGGCCGCUGUAUCGCGUAUUUGUCUCAAGUAUCUCCGCCACUGCAGCCGUUUGGCAAAACAAGCCUCAUAUCUACAGACGAUGGAUCAUUAUUGCAUAUAAAGGCUGCAGUCACUAGCACUGGUGAGCUCAACCUACGACUAACCGCUGAGAGGGCCAACCUCAUCCCCGCUCAAGGAAAAGAGUCCAAAACAGUGUGGCUGAUCCCUUCUGGCCGUCAAGCCCUUUUGGUCGAGGCAUCCUCUGUCCCCUCUCCAAUGAUGAGCCGUCGUUUCCUGUCAGUAGUGCAAAGGGUUGUACACUUUACCAUCGAUGCCUCUGCCCUCGAUGAGUCUCCUUGGGUCCGAGUUGCUCUGGAUGGUAAGGAUUUUCUGUGGCCCGCAGCCCUUGUAAUGACAAUUGCCGGUGGAAACUAUCAGGCAGGCCUAAGCUGGCUAAACGAACCUGACGAAUUCACUGCACUGGGUGACAACAUGCUUUGCAUGCAGGAAGCUUUGGCAAAUGCCAAAAACAAUGCACCCAAUACCGCGCAAUCCAGUGUUGAACCAGCUGCAGAGGCGUUUCCUCUAGCUACUAGGGGCUUUUUGCAACAAAGUACAUUCAGAUCAAGGCGGCCGGUUCUGGCAACUGCAUCUGUACCCCCUCCUCCUCCAACGCCGUCCGCGGUCAACCAUGAAAGCCCUGCUGCUCCUAUAUCAAUUGCGGCUGCAGCUGCGAGAGCAGCAGCAGCGUCGGUUCCUCCAGAUUCAGUUGUACCAGCAAAUGAACACCCUGUAUAUCCCACACCAGGCGAUCCGUCCCCGGUGCGUGACUGGAGCCCUACAUCGGACGGGUGGGACGAGGAAGAUAUUACAGUUGCCGAUUUCAACUUUUACGAUGCUCCACUUGAAAAUGAAGAAAAUCUAAAAGAAGAGCCUGAACAAUUACCCGAGGCAAUCACUGACGAGCCACAGAUCGAAGCUAAUGUUGUCGAAGAGGUGCAGAUCGAGGAUGAGGGCAAAAGCUCCUUUUCAGCGCUGCGAUUUCCUCAAGAUUCGCUGGAUGCUAAAUACACACAAGGUGGCCGGUACUUUACUUUUGUUAAAGAAGAAGAGGACGAAAAACUUCGAGAUUCGCCAAGUACGUCGAACGAAGAACCCCAAAAGCGAGAGCUUCUUGAGGAUACAGAAAUGAUGGAUGAAAAUUACGACCCCGAUAAUGAUAAUGAUGUCGAUGAAGCUGACGAUGAAGAAUUGGAGGAAGACGAAGAGGAUGAAGAGGAUGAGGAAAACGAACAAGAAGACAGCACCGGAGAUGCCGAAAUGUACGAUAUCCAAGAUGAAAAUUUCGAUAUUGAACACGGAUACUAUAAAUCCGCUGGCCGUAAAGGAUACGCGGAAAUCUCGAAUUCCGUAUCCGACGCAUGGAUCAGCGCCCUGACCAACCAGUCGGGCCUUGUUUCAGCCGAUAACAUCUCCAUCGACGAUCUUCAAUAUCUUAUGGCCCAAGUUGUCUUUGAUGGUAGUGGACUUGAAUCAAUGCUCAAGCUUGCGCCAAAUAUGGGAGAGCUUGAGCCAAUUUCCGAAGCAGAUCGUAUUCGUCUUCGAGGAAUAUAUCCUGACCUUCGAAGUGUGACGAUUGCCGAGGCGUCUGGCAGUGUUCCGGCUAUGAUUGAUAAUGAUGCUGCGCCCAGUACUCGAGGCUCGGUGACGUCGAUCGAUGCAGAAACGCAGCCAGCGGCCUCUGCCACCCCUGGUUCGUGGACCAAUGCUACACGAAUCGGUAGAGUUCCUAGCCGACCGUCGAGCCGAGUUGGAUCACGGGUGCAUAGUCCAGAAGGCAGCAAAACAUCUUCUCCUAGCGUGGCCCCAGUUACAUCAGUUGUGCCAUUACCUUCUAGUCCAAAGACAAAGACCGAGAGCUUCACUCUUCUCUCGCCUCCUUUGUAUUCAGUAACGCGAGGUGAUCAGCCCCAUAAAGCCCGCGCAUCAAUUUUGAGAUUUUGGAGGGCAUUCGGAUUGCAACCCAACAAUGAGCAGAGGGAUAUUUCACUUAUUGUUUUGACUCUUGCCUCGCCCAGGGUUGUUAAUCAUGCAAGGAUAGGUAUGCGAGCACUGAAGGAGAUGUACGAGAGCUGCCAUCUAGGUAAAAUGGAGUUGCCUACAUUUGCUUCGGUAGUGAAUGGAAUUUUGAAUAUCUCAACCGACCUAGACUAUACUAGUCCGGAUACUGUUGGGGACCUAUUCGAAACAUCGUGCUCCUAUUUAAAACGCCAAUUACAAGAGCUAGACUCUGACACCAAGGUAGUCAUCGUGAUGGCAUUUCCACCGAGCCCUCGAACAUCACUGCUACCACUGGCACGGGGCUUUAGAGCUAUAAGGGCUACUUUUCCUCAAGUGAGAUGGGUUUUGUGCUCAAUCGACUCAUUUGUGUCAAAAGAGGGAGCUGAGGCGCCAACAUCUCAGUACCGACUUAUGAAGUACGCUUUACUUUUGUACGACAGGUGGGUACCUCAUACCACCAUAAACUAUGGCGGACCUUUCUAUUUGCCAGCGUUUUCACUUGCACGGCUUGCACCGCACUCUAUUUCGAUCAAAUUCCAGCCUCGACCCCCGUCGCAAAUUUUAGACGAUGAUCCAAUGAUGCAUGUGUGCUACGCCAUUACACCCGACAGACGAUGGGUUACGGUAGCCUGGACGGAUCAGUGGGCAAAUGUGACCAAGGUGGAAGUUCUGCGUCUGGCGGGCCUCUUACGAACCCGAGCCAGCUCACCUGUACUCGGCUUGUCGAACAGUGAUCCAGGAAAUCCCGUGGCUGGACCCACAGGAGAACCACAUGUUGACCGUACGCUGCGGAACUUGGACUCUGUUUUGUCGGACAUUUGGCGACGCACGGGCCAACUGUGCGCCUCAAUUGGAGACUCGCCCCGGAAUGCCCGUUGGACUGUGUCCAUCAUCAAAUGUGGAUACAUGGAUGCAGCCGAGGUUGGGAUCUGGCGCCGAGUUGCAGAUGUACGAUGGGAACAGCAAACACAAUUGGCCUUCCCUUAUCUUUUGCAUUUACCCCAAACGCGGCCUUUGAAUGUCCACGAGGGAGAAGUGCUCUUCCCGCAUGUCAGCAUGACCGAGUUCAAGUCGUCUGGACGCCCAGCAUCGCCCGCUGCACCAGCCACUCCAACCACACCAACGAGUGCAAGUGCAGCAGAGGGCCGCAACGACAAUGUAAUUGUUGCCGCGCUCGACGAGACACAUGGCAUUGUGUUCAAAAACCAGAGUCAAACCUGGGGCAUAAGUGCACCGCCGCUGGUGACGGGAGUUCUGAUCAAACCGCUUGUUCCCGCCGCUCUCAAGGGGUACCAGCUGCUCGAGGUUGUGCUCGUUUACGCUCAGGCCCAGCAGCCAACUAGCAUCAUGAAACAGGUUCUGGGACAGUACAGACGCCUUGCCAGCUUGGCUGAGUAUAACGGCGUGUGCACAAGCCUAACAAUCAUGCCAUGGCAUGUGCACGCGGCAAAUAAAAUGGUAGCUGCUCUAAGUACGUUGUAG
Molecule: messenger RNA, 3849 nt
Organism: Wickerhamiella sorbophila
Lineage: Eukaryota; Fungi; Ascomycota; Dipodascomycetes; Dipodascales; Trichomonascaceae
Product: Mediator of RNA polymerase II transcription subunit 13
Exons: 1
Coding region: 1-3849 (1282 amino acids)
Biological process (GO): regulation of transcription by RNA polymerase II
Cellular component (GO): mediator complex
Molecular function (GO): transcription coregulator activity
Source: RefSeq, a predicted model, not a curated record